UGGACAGGACCGUUCAAGCUGUUUGACCUUCCUCGGGAACUUCGAGACAAAAUAUACUACCAAUAUCUAUCUCGUCCCGGCCGUAUCUACUACACUGCUCAUACGGACAAGGACUUUUGGAGAAGCCAUACCAAAAGUGAUGAUUUCUCCACUUUGUUUACAGUGUCCAAACAAGUUUACCAUGAGGCAUUCAACGUCUUCUGUGAAGCCAAUACCGUAGCGCUAUCCGUACACUACAACGCUCGCGAAGGCUACAGUAAGCCCCUCGCUGGACUCCUUCGUCUGUUUCCCGAACGAGCCGCGGCGAGUCUGACUAGAGUGAGCAACACAUAUCGCGACGUUGUUCCACGGCUGCUGGGACAAUGGGGUUAUGCACCCAGUCACGACAGUAUCGCCCGGGGCGGCGACGGAACUGGCAGGUAUCAAAAACACAACUCGGCUGAGGAGACGUUUGUAGAGAUCUUGAGAGACGCGCAUGUUCUGAGGCAAUUCUUCCCGAAGCUGACUGUUUUUGAGGCCGACUGGUAUCCUGAGCCGCCGUUCCAUGAGUAUGCAGAACAGUUGGGUCAGGUGCGUAAGAUUGCACGUUUGUGGAAGGAAGGCGUAGAAGAGGGGAAAAUCAGAGACAUAUGGCUCGACACGAUGCAAGGGUGGUUGCACGAGAAAAAUGUGGUACCGCUGAGUUGUGUCAGGUUUUCUCUCAAUGGUUUUGCGGCGGACGGCUUUGACGAUGGCUUUGACGUGCUGUUCAAUGAAGCAUACAUAACACUGGUGAAGGAACGGACGCCUGGAGAUGAUAUUGAGGAUAGCGGGAGAGCGUGGCUGGAGGCGAUGGACAAGGAGAAGACGACUAGGAAGAAGAAGGGUAGGAAG
Bipolaris maydis ATCC 48331 is the source of this 873-nucleotide messenger RNA. RefSeq lists its product as uncharacterized. Lineage: Eukaryota; Fungi; Ascomycota; Dothideomycetes; Pleosporales; Pleosporaceae. The record is from RefSeq and is a predicted model, not a curated record.